Dromaius novaehollandiae (emu) is the source of this 974-nucleotide messenger RNA. RefSeq names its product transmembrane protein 238 like (gene TMEM238L). The record is from RefSeq and is a predicted model, not a curated record. Bases 101 to 466 code for a protein of 121 amino acids. Lineage: Eukaryota; Metazoa; Chordata; Aves; Casuariiformes; Dromaiidae. The transcript is spliced from 2 exons.
GCGGGGCCUGCGCUUCCCCGAGGGCCGCGGCCGGCGCGGGGCCGGGGCCGGGGCCGGUGGCUCGGCGGGCGGCGGGGAGCGCUGCGCCGCGCCGCGCCUCAUGCUCCGGGGCUGCGGGCACUGCGCGCCGCUGCUGCUGGGCGCGCUGGCCCUGGACGCGGCGGGGCUGGCGCUGGUGGUGGUGGGGGCGGCGGCGCGGCCGGCGCGGGCCGGGCGGCCCUUCGGGGACUGCCUGGUGCUGUCCGGGGCGCUGCUGCUCUUCCUCUCGCUGCUGGGCUGGCUGCUGUGGCACACGGGCAACCUGCGCGCCGAGCCGCCGCCGCCGCCGCCGCCCCGCCGCGGCCUGCUCCGCCUCGCCCGCAAGCUCUCGGCGCGCCUCGGCCGCCCCGCAGCCGCGCCCGGCCCCGCCGCCCUGGAGCUGAGCGCCGCGGAGCCGCCCGCGCCCGCGCAGAUCAAUGGGAAGUGAUGCCCUUGUGUGGCUCUCCUGAGGAUGCCAGAUCUCCUCCAGAGGGAAGGAGAGGAGCCCUGGAGAGGGUCUGCUGGAGGAGGUGCCCUCCAGCCUGUCCUGCCAGGCCUUGGUACGUCGCAUCCUUCUCCACCUGAAACGUGCUGUGGGUGCCUGUGCCUCGUGUGACGUGCACGGAGGGGACUGCUGCUCCUGCCUGCUCUGCGGUGCUGCGUCUUCGUCAAGAAUCUCCUGGGCCAGUUCUCUUGAAUAGUUAUUUAUCUCUGUUUUUAUAACUUUUUAUAACUGUUUUAUACUUGACCAGUCCACGUGGGGUCCUAUUUACAGAACUUCUCCCUCUUAUCCCUGAUUCAGGACCCAGAAAUAAUUGCCCAGUUUUAAAGCAAAAUGCUUAAGACUGUUCAUCAACUUGGCUGAUGUAGCUAUCAUCCUGUAAGGACACACAUUUGACAAAGGAUUGGAAUUGUUGGGGUGGGGAGAUUAAUAUUAAACUAUUUUCUCAAGAAAA